This is a messenger RNA of Chlorocebus sabaeus (green monkey), 2103 nucleotides long. It is a transcript of the gene GALK2, whose product is annotated as galactokinase 2. NCBI's taxonomy places the organism in Eukaryota, Metazoa, Chordata, Mammalia, Primates, Cercopithecidae. The record is from RefSeq and is a predicted model, not a curated record. Gene Ontology annotation, biological process: carbohydrate phosphorylation; galactose metabolic process. Gene Ontology annotation, molecular function: ATP binding; galactokinase activity. Gene Ontology annotation, cellular component: cytosol; cytoplasm.
AGCUUCGCACGUGCUCGGCGUAGGGGCUCCUGCGAGGUCCUAGUCCCUCCCUGGGAGCUCAGAGCGGAACGGAGGCUGUAGCCAACUGCUGCUUGAAGGGAACCCUGGCUGAGUCCAGGGAGGAGGAGCCAGAGGCGGGGCGAUUGGAAGCAGCCACCUCAGCGGAGCUGCAGGAUUUCCGCAGGGCGGGAGCUGGUUAUCUCCCGGAAGAAAACGGCUCGUGUCACAGAAGUCUCGUGAUUGCUCUGGGAGCUUUGCUUAACCACUUGGAACUACAGAAGAAAGAAGGAUCUAGCGAAAUAUGGCUGCAGAGAGCUCUGCUAUGCGUCGGGUCCAGGUGGCAGAACAUCCCAGGUUACUGAAGCUAAAGGAGAUGUUUAACUCCAAGUUUGGAUCUAUUCCCAAGUUUUAUGUUCGAGCACCAGGAAGAGUCAACAUAAUAGGAGAGCAUAUAGAUUACUGUGGAUAUUCUGUUCUUCCUAUGGCUAUAGAACAAGAUGUGCUAAUAGCUGUAGAACCUGUGAAAACAUAUACUCUCCAACUGGCCAAUACAAAUCCCUUGUAUCCGGACUUCAGCACUAGUGCUAAUAACAUUCAGAUUGAUAAAACCAAGCCUUUGUGGCACAACUAUUUCUUAUGUGGACUUAAAGGAAUUCAGGAACACUUUGGUCUUAGUAACCUGACUGGAAUGAACUGCCUGGUAGAUGGAAAUAUCCCACCAAGUUCUGGCCUCUCCAGCUCCAGUGCUUUGGUCUGUUGUGCUGGCUUGGUGACGCUCACAGUGCUAGGAAGGAAUCUAUCCAAGGUGGAACUUGCAGAAAUCUGUGCCAAGAGUGAGCGUUACAUUGGUACUGAAGGAGGAGGCAUGGACCAGUCUAUAUCAUUUCUUGCAGAAGAAGGAACUGCCAAGUUGAUAGAAUUUAGUCCUCUGAGGGCAACUGAUGUAAAACUCCCAAGUGGAGCAGUGUUUGUGAUUGCCAACAGUUGUGUGGAGAUGAAUAAGGCAGCAACUUCUCAGUACAAUAUCAGGGUGAUGGAGUGUCGGCUGGCUGCGAAGCUCCUGGCUAAAUACAAAAACUUGCAAUGGGACAACAUACUGCGGCUGGACGAGGUGCAGGCUAAACUAGGGAUUAGUCUAGAAGAAAUGUUGUUGGUCACAGAAGAUGCCCUUCAUCCUGAACCCUAUAACCCUGAGGAGAUCUGUAGGUGUCUGGGAAUUAGCCUGGAGGAACUCCGAACCCAAAUCCUGAGUCCAAACACUCAAGAUGUGCUUAUCUUCAAACUCUAUCAGCGGGCAAAGCAUGUGUACAGCGAGGCUGCGCGAGUGCUCCAGUUUAAGAAGAUAUGUGAAGAAGCACCUGAAAACAUGGUCCAGCUGCUGGGAGAGUUGAUGAACCAGAGCCACAUGAGCUGCCGGGACAUGUAUGAGUGCAGCUGCCCUGAGCUGGACCAGCUGGUGGACAUCUGUCGGAAGUUGGGGGCUCAAGGGUCACGACUUACUGGAGCAGGAUGGGGAGGCUGCGCAGUAUCAAUAGUACCUGCGGACAAGCUGCCCGGCUUCCUAGCCAAUGUGCACAAAGCUUAUUACCAGAGGAGUGAUGGGAGCUUAGCACCAGAGAAGCAGAGUUUGUUUGCUACCAAACCUGGAGGCGGGGCUUUGGUUUUCCUUGAGGCCUGAAAAAAUGUAAAAAAUCUCAGAGAAACUAUUUAGGACACUUAGGAAUUGGCAGGACUUUGUAUGCCACAGUAAAUUAAUCUUCUUUCUGUUUUGUAUUAUGGUGAAUGGUUGCUAUUAUAUCAAGAUAUAUUUUCAAAGAAAUGAUUGAAAGUUCUCUAUGCUUCAUAAUGAUUAUUUUUCCAUCUUAAAAUAUGGUUUUACUAUUAAGAGUCAAGAUCAUGCUUGGACAGAUCUUUUAAGAAUAAUUUACUGAGAUUUAUUCAUUUGAAGAUUUUAAAGAUGAAUGGUAAAACACAUUCUUAAUACUGAUUACAUGAAUUGGACUUGAAUUAAAUAUAUUGUUAAAAUUAAACUGAUACCAUUGAAUUGUACGCAUUAUUCUUUGAAUUGUACGCAUUAUUCUUAAAUAGAGUUCAUUUCCGGUU